Molecule: messenger RNA, 1274 nt
Organism: Gossypium arboreum
Lineage: Eukaryota; Viridiplantae; Streptophyta; Magnoliopsida; Malvales; Malvaceae
Product: cold shock domain-containing protein 3
Exons: 1
Coding region: 223-921 (232 amino acids)
Molecular function (GO): nucleic acid binding; zinc ion binding
Source: RefSeq, a predicted model, not a curated record
UAAUGAUAUCAUUCAUACGCCUAGAACUGGCCAGCCCGACCAUAAUCAGUUAAUCACCUGUAACCGUAAGUGAGGAGGACUGAGAGAGUCGAAGAGGGAAACGUAGAAUUCGGACAUUGGGCUUCUUUUCCUCAUAUAAAUUCCCCCACUUCUUUCUUUUACCAUCAAAACCCUAAUUACAACUCCAAAGUUUCUUCCUUUAACGUCCCAACUUUAUCGCUAAUGGCUGAACAACAACAAGAUCAACUGCAACACAGAUCCGCCGGAAAGGUUCUCUGGUUCAAUGACCAAAAAGGCUUCGGAUUUAUUCGAACUGGCGAUGGAGGCGAGGAUCUCUUCGUCCAUCAUUCUUCAAUCAAAUCCAUAGGCUAUCGUAGCCUUGCUGAGGGCGAAUCCGUUGAGUUCACUAUCUCCGAAGGCAACGGUGGCAAGACUCAAGCUGUUGAUGUCAUCGCCGUAGGUGGCUCUGCCAUCAGUAAGAAGGACCGUCGCAGUGGUGGCGGUUGGAGAGGCGGAAACGAUCGGAGGAAUGGCACCGGCGGUUGCUAUAACUGCGGGGAUUUGAAUCAUCUUGCCAGAGAUUGUAGUAACAACGUUAACGAUGAUUACAAUCAUUCCCCUAGAGGCAAUGGCGGUGGCUCUUCUUGUUAUAAAUGCGGCGAGCCAGGGCAUUUUGCGAGGGAGUGUAGGAGAGAUAGCGGCGGCGCUGCUGGUGGUGGAAGUGGGAAGUGUUACAACUGUGGAAAAUUUGGGCACUUUGCUAGAGACUGUAACAGAAACAGUGGGGGAUGCUGUUUUACGUGUGGAGGGUUUGGGCAUUUGGCGAGGGAUUGUAACAGCAACAGGGGAACGGAAUGUUUUAAAUGCGGUGAGGCAGGGCAUUAUGCGAGGGAGUGUCCAAACCUGAAGGCUUUGUCUUAAUUGGGAACGAAAAGACAAAAGAAAAAAAAAGUAAAUAUUUCUCUUCUAUGUUUUGGGGUUCUAGAUCUUUUUUUGGGAGGUUAUACAUAAGUUUGUUCUGAAUUAUCCAGCUUCUUUUUUCCCCCUUUUUCCUGGAGAGAAUUUUGCCAGUUUUGGUACAUAGAUGAGCUGGUUCUGAUAAGGAUUUAGUGGUUAUUGCCUGUGAUUUGAGCAGCUUCUAUUUUCAAGUGUGAAUGAGUUAACGUUUUCUAUGUUCAUAUCUAUAAUGCAAAUUGUCUUCCAUUCAUCAUUUAUGUUCUGCAAUACGUUGUAGUCUAAACUUGGUGGAAUUUCAUGCUCCUUUUCUGCAAUAA